This is a messenger RNA of Guillardia theta CCMP2712, 780 nucleotides long. RefSeq lists its product as hypothetical. The transcript is spliced from 2 exons. The coding region runs from base 1 to 780 and encodes 259 amino acids. Lineage: Eukaryota; Cryptophyceae; Pyrenomonadales; Geminigeraceae. The record is from RefSeq and is a predicted model, not a curated record.
AUGUCGGAGAACGAGAGGCGAGGAAUGAAGGGGAAAGAGCAUGCAGAGCAGGAGACUCCCUUCUUGUUCCCAGACAUGUCCUCUCUGAUCGGAGAGGUCUUCAAACUACGGGAAGAGAACACCAGGUUGCGCCAUGUCAACGAGAAGCUGGAGAAGGUCAAUGACCCAGAGGAAAGAUCUCUCUGGUUUCGAAGACGAACUCAGCUCCACAGACAGGCAUGCAUCACCUACAAGUGCUACAACAUCUGGAACCUUCUCCGGUCAAGAGGAAAACGAUGUGCACUGAACGCACAUCAUUACCGAAAGAAGAAAAAUUGGCUCAAACUUAGAAACUAUCUUAGUUUGUGGGCAAAGAUGGCAAAGAAGAAAACACUCACACGUACUCUGAGAACAAACGACAAAAGCAAACCAGUCCCAAGACGGAUACGAAAAGCAUUGAACACUCUAUCAAGGUGGCGACACAGGACGGCAGCGAGGGCGUACGAGAGCUGGCACGAGGAGGUACACAAGAGCAAGGUACAGGCUACGGUCAUGAGCAAGAUAGCGAUGCGGUGGAAGGCUCGGGGGGUAGACCCUGCUUUCCAGACCUGGCAUGUCAACGCGGUGAAGCAAGCGAGAGGCCGGGCGAUAGUUGGGAGGAUCGUAGAGAGGUGGCGACACAGGACGGCAGCGAGGGCGUACGAGAGCUGGCACGAGGAGGUACACAGGAGCAAGGUACAGGCUACGGUCAUGAGCAAGAUAGCGAUGCGAAACGGGUUAAUCUGCAACGUGAUGUUUUAG